AUGGUACCUAGGCAGAAGGUGCUGAAGAAUUUGAAUAACAGACGGACUCACCCGACGAGAUUGUUGUCAGGCAAUCAAUUUCUGAGAAUAUGGAAAACUACACUAGCUCUGAUGAGGUACGAUAUGCCGUUUGGGUCUUUCGUAGGUGUUAACCACCAUGGGAUGUCUACGCUUCUUGGGUGCGCAUUAUUGCGGAAUGAGGACACUCAUAUAUUUGCUGACCGACAUAUGUGGGUGCCAGUAUUUUUCAAGGACGAAUUCUGGGCUGGCAUGAGGAGCACACAGCGUAGUGAGAGCAUGCAUUCAGUUUUCGAUAAGUACUUAAACAACAAGGAACAAAAGGAGCUUGAGUGUGACGAUGCUGCUGAUUUAAAGGGGAUUAUCCCUUGUGUUUCCAGCUCACUAAUAGAGAAGCAGUUCCAGAAAGAAUAUACAAAUUCCAUGUUUCGAGACGUUCAGGAUCAAUUUAUAAAAAAGGCCGAUUGUGACAUCUCCUCAAUCAACCAUCAUGGCACAAGUAUAGUUUGUGAAGUUGACCAACAAAAGAUGGUGUUUGACAUGUUAGUGUAUAGCAGAUACCAAGUCGUGUAUUACUCGCAGUUAUCAGAAGUUCAAUGUGAUUGCUUUAUGUUCCAAUCGAAUGGUAUUCUAUGCUGCCACAGUCUUGCUGUUCUUCUAUAUUUUCGUGUAACAGCAGUGUCCUCACAAUACAUUCUAUCCCAAUGGAGUAAGAAUAUUAGUCAGAGACACACAUACAUCAGGAGUAGCAUUGACAUAGACCAUUCUGAUGAAAGCAUGACCAUUUUUAGGAAAUUGUGUUAUGAUUUUUACAACGUUGCUCAGGAAUUUGUGGCUACUCUAGAGGUUGCUGCUAUAUUGCGUGAUGCCAUGGACAGUGCUUGGCACAAGCUCAAAGAACACAAGGAAUCCGAGCAUCAAGCUACACAUGUACCAACUGCAAUUAACUCACAUACACAUGAUGAGUGUCCCGUUAGCAUGGAUGAGCUAUAG
This is a messenger RNA of Arachis ipaensis, 1011 nucleotides long. The record is from RefSeq and is a predicted model, not a curated record. Lineage: Eukaryota; Viridiplantae; Streptophyta; Magnoliopsida; Fabales; Fabaceae.